Messenger RNA from Erythranthe guttata (spotted monkey flower), 857 nucleotides. The record is from RefSeq and is a predicted model, not a curated record. Lineage: Eukaryota; Viridiplantae; Streptophyta; Magnoliopsida; Lamiales; Phrymaceae.
CCUGUUAAUGAGAUUUCUAGUCAAGAUGGGAACCGUAAGGCUGAGUUAGUGAAGAAAAUCCACGAAGAAGCACGCGAGCACAUUGUGAGAAGGAAUGACCAAGUUGCGAACCGAGCUAAUAAGGGGCGAAAGCACCUUACCUUUCAGCAAGGAGAUUGGGUUUGGGUUCAUUUUCGAAAGGAAAGAUUUCCCAAUCAGCGGAGUUCAAAACUUAAGCCACGAGGAGAUGGACCUUUCCAAGUGCUGGAAAAGAUUAACGAUAAUGCCUAUAAGAUCGACCUUCCAAGUGAGUAUCAAGUUAGUUCGACAUUUAAUGUUUCUGACCUAUCUCCGUUUGAUGUAGGUUCAGAUUCGAGGACGAAUCAUUUUCAAGAGGGGGAGGAUGAUACGAUCCAUCCAAUUACGCGAGGUAGUGCCGAGCUGGAUGAAGGAGUUGAUGACUUGGACGAGCUGCAUGUGCCAAGAGGACCGAUUACCCGAGCUCGGGCCAAGCGCAUUGAAGCAGCCAUGCUUAACUUAGUAGAACACGAGCUCCAAAAGGAAGAAUUGACGAAGUCUAGUUCGAUCCCAGCUGAGCUUAAUUGGAGCGAAUUAUCGGGCCAAAUUGUGAAGCAAGCCGAGCUCAAGGACUUGAGCCCGUCUAGUCAUCCAGCCGAAGAAGACGUGACUUGGAAAAGAUGAUUAUUAUUAAUUUUCGUAUUUCAUUAUUGGACAAUUUAUUUCUUGUUAUUUAGAGUCCGAUUUGGAUUAGAUUUAGUUUAUUUCGUUAUUUCCUUAUAAUAGAUAAGUUAGGAUUUAUUUUCCUUGUUAGAUUAGGUCUCUUUGACACUUAUAAAUAGGUUGUUUUAGGUCAUUAU